AUGACUCGUUGGCAUAAACCCACAUGCAAGGCACCACUUAUUGUGGUCCAGAAGGGGACUCCCUGGUGCAAGACUUGCGGUGCUGCGCCAGAUCUCAAAAGCCUCAUCCUGCAACAAAAGUCCACCGGUCCGUUUACCCCACCACCACGCGAUGAACCGUUGGGACAGUUGAACCUUUCCUGGCCCAGCACAGUCCCUUAUGUCACGCCAGCCCUCAACGGAGCUGCAAAGCCGGCCGCUCCCGUUGCAGGCAACGCGAAAGUACCAAUCUCACCAGUGUACCCAUCCAGGCUGGCCUCGGAUCAGUUCCGUUUGAUCUCCCUCACGGCACCCAUCAGUACCGAUGACCCUAUCCACCUCGAUCUUGAAGUUUACAAGAACGAACGAUGCCCUGAGUACGAAGCCACUUCUUACACAUGGGCCGGGGAGAACGGAGACGGUUCCUUUUCCAUGCCAAUCUAUGUCGGGCCUUGGUGGGAUGUCUUAAUACAGACGAAGAAUUGCUGGUCAAUGCUUCGGCUCAUGCGGCCCGUGAGAGGAUGCCGCAUGAUUUGGGUAGACGCUAUUUGCAUCAAUCAGAAUGAUGUCAAAGAGCGUGACGCCCAGGUCUCCAAGAUGGCCCAGAUCUAUUCGGCUUGUCGAUCUGUGUAUCUUUAUCUCGGUGCCACACCAACGACACAACCAUAUCCUCUGCGGCGACAACUGCUGCUGUCUGAUGGAAAAUCGAAGCCGACGGUUCCUGUCGUCGACUUGGCGGCCCUUCUUCAAUAUCGGUAUUUCAGCCGCAUCUGGGUGAUUCAAGAACUCAUCCUCUCCCGUCAAGCCGUUUUCCAGCUCGGCGACAUCGAGUUCUGGAUGAACUCUUCUACAAUCAAGUCGCUUUCCUCUCGUUUCUCCAUCAAGUGGGAACAGACUAAGGCACCUUGGCUUGAGUAUCUUGGCCAACAGGCGUUCAAGGAUCAAAGUCUGUUCAAGACUCUGCGAGCAGUUUCCAAGUCACAAUGCACCGACCCCCGCGACAAAAUCUUUGGAAUCAUGGCUUUGAUUGGAAGUAGCCCUUCUUCUGGGUUCAACUUCCAAGCCAACUAUAGCCUCUCGUGUCAGCACAUGUUCUUGGGUGUCUUUGCGCACAUCCUCCUCAAGCUGAGAAACAUUGACGUCUUGCGUAAUGCGGCUGCCAUGGAGGGUUGGGAUAGAACUCCUUCCUGGGUGCCCAACUGGAAAUCGACCGCCCCCAAUUGGAUCUUCAAGGCUCCAGAAGUCAACUUUUACAACUGGGAGUACUCUACAUUCGAGUCCUGGUGGGCUAAGCUCAAGGACCGGAAGGGCUCAGUCUUUCUCAACGUCAGUGCUCGCAACUCCAGGUGGAAGACCGCCGAAGAAAUCGAAAGCGAGCAGGACAACUUUCCAAAGACCGACUUGAUGCCAGGAAGGUUCACCUGGAACACCAUUCGCGAAAGUUGCAAGGCACAUGUUGAGAGGCCUUGGUACCUCGACGCCAAGAUAGACUCUGCGACAGGCACGCUGGGAAUCAACUUGAUUCACCUUCUCUCUUUCCCUUCUGCCCCCAAGUUUGUUCAGGAGCUAGGUGGGCUGUGGCUCUUCAAGGUCAAGGGCCCAACCGUGUCCAUGUACCUCACGGCCAACUUCCCGCUCCACCAGCACGUUAAGCCUGGAAUCGACCACAUCUAUGUUCUGGACGAAGGAAACUCCUCUUGUUUGUUCCUCGUCCUUCGAGAGCUGGGAACUCCAGGGCAUUUCAGGCUCCUGACUUGCUGUUACCAUGUCAGCUUCCAGUCAUCAUCGUCUUACCUACCGAUAUCUUCCCGGAUGAAUUCUCUUGUCCAGAAAGGACGCGUCCUCGAGUCUCAAAACGACACGGAUUCAAAGAUCUCCGCGCUGCUUGGCAAGAGUGUGUUCCUUAAUGAUCUCCAGACAAGUCUUUACGAGACACUUCAAACAAUGGACAUCUCUCAAUCCCUUUACCGUCAUUCUUCUUCUCUCUGCAAGCUCUUCCUCCGAAGUCCGGCAGAGUGGAAGCCAGGGUCUAUCAAUGAGGCCAAGAUCUUGCAAGCAUUCCAGGGAGUCUUCAAUGACACUCGGGGCUCUAAGCCAGGCUUUCUGGAUUGUUAUCUUGGCUGCAUUGACCCGCGGUUCACGCCAAGAGUCCGGGGUGACUACGUUGAGAUCACAGUUCAACCCAAGGAUCGGAAGCUGUUCAACAAGGACUGCACGGAGCUGUAUGUGGAAUGGGGAUACAAUGGAAAGGAUUGGUCCAAGGGCAGCAAGUGGAUCGAUGCAAAGGAUGCCAAACCCACCGUCCUUAGAGCUUCCCACUUGGCUUUGCGAGAUGCUGCUCGUCAUUCAAGCAUCUUCAAGAGUCUUUCCAAGGUCACUCUUGCCGCCCGCAAAACCCGACAGGAUGAGGUGGCGAUGGCGAAACGUGGCCCGCAUAAGCAGGUGUGGGAGGACCACUUUGUCGCCUUGCCCAAGUGGCCUCUUGAUAUUGUGUCUGACUUCAAGAUUGACGGAAGUACUGUCCGCGUUAACAUUGCAUAG
Molecule: messenger RNA, 2559 nt
Organism: Fusarium falciforme
Lineage: Eukaryota; Fungi; Ascomycota; Sordariomycetes; Hypocreales; Nectriaceae
Product: HET domain-containing protein
Exons: 1
Coding region: 1-2559 (852 amino acids)
Source: RefSeq, a predicted model, not a curated record